CAGGGCGUGUGCCGCCGGAGCAGGAGAUGCGCGGGGAUCGGUGCAUGAAGCGGAGACAAACGAUGGCGUUGGACCAAGAUGUUCUGCGCACCUGUUUUCAUAGGAUGGACAUACAUUUGCCGCAUUCAAAUGCGUAUGUGUAGGCUGCAUGUGAAUGUGCGUAUUUCAUUGAAUCCUUCCUCGCAUUCAUAUAUAGGCUAACAUAGCAGAAUAUUAAAGACGUAGGCUACAGGCUUUUUCAUAGAAAUGAUGAAGAGAAAUAGCCUACUGCGACCGCGAUCCAUGUCGAUUGGCAAGAAAUCAGAGGCGGUGAAGGUGGUGGUGCGUUGCCGCCCUUUAAACAAGAAGGAAGAGGCAACGAAUCAAGAAAGAAUUGUUGAAGUAGAUGUCAGAUUGGGACAGGUGAGCGUGCGUAAUCCCAAAUCAUCCGGAAGCCUCUUAAAAACAUUCACGUUUGAUGCCGUCUAUGAUGUGGGUUCGAAACAAAACGAGCUAUAUGACUAUGCAUGCAAACCUCUUAUUGACUCUGUUUUGCACGGGUUCAACGGAACUAUAUUUGCUUAUGGGCAAACUGGCACUGGCAAAACAUAUACAAUGGAAGGUGUGCCCACAGACCCCGAAAGGAAGGGCGUCAUCCCAAAUUCAUUUCAGCACAUUUUCACUCACAUAUCCAGGUCUCAGAACCAACAGUAUCUCGUGAGAGUGUCUUACAUUGAAAUAUAUCAAGAAGAGAUACGAGACCUUCUCUGCAAGGACAACAACAAAAAACUGGAGCUCAAGGAAAAUCCUGAGUUGGGGGUUUAUGUCAAAGAUCUCUCAUCUGUGGUGACUAAGAACAUAAAGGAGAUUGAGCAUGUCAUGAACUUGGGGAACCAAUCAAGAUCUGUCGGAUUUACCAAAAUGAAUGAGCGUAGCUCAAGAUCUCAUGCGAUUUUUGUCAUAACUGUUGAAUGCAGUGAAAUGGGAAUUGAUGGUGAAGACCACAUUCGCGUUGGAAAAUUAAACAUGGUGGAUCUGGCCGGCAGUGAGCGGCAAAGCAAAACAGGCGUCCAGGGACAGAGGUUUAAAGAGUCUGCGAAAAUAAACUUGUCACUUUCCGCUCUUGGAAAUGUUAUCUCGGCUUUGGUGGAUGGGAAGAGUACCCACGUACCCUACCGGGAUUCCAAACUCACCCGGCUGUUACAGGACUCCCUCGGAGGCAACUCAAAAACCGUUAUGGUGGCCACCAUUGGACCAGCUUCGUGCCACUACGAUGAGACGGUCACCACACUGAGGUACGCCAACAGAGCGAAGAACAUCAGGAACAAGCCAAAGAUCAACGAGGACCCCAAAGACGCCCUGCUCCGCGAGUUCCAAGAGGAAAUAGCCCGGCUGAAGGCGCAACUCGAGGAACGAGGGAUGCUGGCAAAAGAAAGGAGGAGACGGAGGAGAAACAGUAUGAGGAUGAAGAGGAGCAUGAGCAGCGGAGAAGUGGAAACUCCAAGGGAUGGAGAGGUGGGGGUCGUCGAGACCGUUCAGGAGGAGAGUGUGGAGGACUAUUGGUGGAAGCAGCAGAUGGCCAAGACCUCUGCCAAUUACAAGCCUGAUAUUAGCAGGAAACUUGGCACCGUAGACGAGAAAGCUAAGACUGUGGAAGAGUUGCUGAAGGAGCAACAAUCUAUGGAAAAUUUGAUUGAAAAAUACAAGGCUAUGGAAAGUAAGCUUCUGGUUGGAGGGAAAAACAUCAUUGACCACACCAAUGAACAGCAGAAAAUGCUGGAACUGAAGAGGCAGGAGAUUGCUGAGCAGGAUAGAAUGGAACGAGAGAUGCAGCAACUGAUGUUCGAACAGGAUGAAGAGACGAUUGAACUGAAAGAGACGUUUACCACUCUACAGCAAGAGGUGGAAUUUAAGACCAAGAAACUUAAAAAGUUUUACAGCAAGCUGCAGCUGGUGAGGUCUGAGAUUGGAGAUAUCAUCAAUGAACAUGUCACAAUGAGGCAGGAACUGGAGCAGACAAUGAAUGAGCUGACAAGAGAGAUGAAAUUCAAAAACCUGAUUAUUGAGAACUUCAUUCCUCCAGAAGAAAAGAAUAAGAUAAUAAAUCGUCUCCACUUCGACAGCGAGGAAGACCAGUGGAAAGUCUUACCUCUCCUUCCUUCCAAAAAUAACUCCCCUCUCGUCCGACGAAGGCCAACUUCUGUAGUGGGACACAAGAGACCAAUUAGUCAAUAUGCUCAAGCUGUUGUGUCAACCGGGUCUCCUUGUAGAUACAGGGCUGAGAACAUUAUGCUUCUGGAGCUGGACAUUUCUCCACCCACCAUGGUGCCCCUGGACCUUCAGAGGUCAGAUAUACGGACCCAAGACUUGAUACGUGACUUUGGCCUUUAUAGAAAGCGGGCGACCGCAUCCCGGGUCAUGAAAGCCAGAUCGUGGUACCAAGGGCCAAGUCAGUCUGCUUCUUCAUCAGCCAGCUCUAUGGCCUCUGGGCCCCAAUGCCCAGCCUCAAUGGGGGCUUGUGCGGCAGCCUACCAGCCAUGAGCCUGUACAGUGUGUUACGCCUGCAAGCAUAAAAGCAUAGAAAGCACUUAAUUAUUCUUUGCACUGUUUUCAUGAGCUUUAAGCGAUGCCAUUUGUCUUUUUCAUCAUCUUGAUUUUUUAGCAUCAAAGCUUAGUCAUUUUAAGCACAAUUGUCUCCUGUAUACUUGAAAAAGCUAGUGUAUCCUGUUUGAGCUUGUGAUGUCAUUCUUGAACAGCAAUGCAAACAAUAAAUAGACCAUAAACAAAUAA
Molecule: messenger RNA, 2769 nt
Organism: Onychostoma macrolepis
Lineage: Eukaryota; Metazoa; Chordata; Actinopteri; Cypriniformes; Cyprinidae
Gene: kif3cb
Product: kinesin family member 3Cb
Exons: 8
Coding region: 247-2520 (757 amino acids)
Biological process (GO): microtubule-based movement
Molecular function (GO): microtubule motor activity; microtubule binding; ATP binding
Source: RefSeq, a predicted model, not a curated record